Messenger RNA from Engraulis encrasicolus (European anchovy), 3376 nucleotides. RefSeq names its product ADAM metallopeptidase with thrombospondin type 1 motif, 8a (gene adamts8a). The transcript is spliced from 9 exons. Gene Ontology annotation, biological process: proteolysis; extracellular matrix organization. Lineage: Eukaryota; Metazoa; Chordata; Actinopteri; Clupeiformes; Engraulidae. The record is from RefSeq and is a predicted model, not a curated record. The coding region runs from base 367 to 3201 and encodes 944 amino acids. Gene Ontology annotation, molecular function: metalloendopeptidase activity; zinc ion binding.
GAUGGAUAUCAAAAAUAAACCGCGUAUGUUUUAAGAAGGGCAAGACUGUAUAAAUACCGCAGCCACGACCAGCCAUCGCAAAUACUGUGGGCUGUAAGGGUGGACUUUAGGUUCCAACUUUCCUUUGACUUAACUGCUACAGCCUCUCUUUGAAACUUUGUUGCAAUUCUUCUAACAGUUAAGAAUACUCAUAUUUUUGUUGGAGUAGUAAGUACUAGUCUACUUACAAACCGAAACUGUUCAUUCCCAAAUACGCAGCCCUUGUGUAGUCCUAGAGACUACAUAUUACCCAGACCGGAUUUAUUUUCCGUAUAAGGUUUUGAAGUGCUUUUCAGCUGAAGCAGUGUACCUAUUAUAAAUAAUAACAUGGGCUGUUAUUUGCAUAUAGUCGUCUUCGCGUUAUCGUUAUCUCGUGUUGCGCUUGGAGAGGUGGUGGAGUCGGAAGAGAUUAUACCUGUCAGACUGAAUAUCAGAAAUACUGAUCAACGUUGGACUUCUUCUGGACGGAGUGUGGAACGGAUUAGCUUAUUAUUAAACGCAUUUGGUCACAAAUUCACUCUUCUUUUAACUCCGGACAGUAACUUUGUAGCACCAACAUUAGAUAUCCAACGCGUCAACUCAAAGCAUCUUUCUGCCCUGCUAAAUGGCACCAACCCAGAGAAGAUUUUCGAAGCUGACACCGAUUCUGUGGAGACGGGACAGGACUUUAUUGGUUGUUUUUACUCGGGAACCGUUAACAACAACCAAGAAUCUGUGGUGGCCGUGAGUUUGUGCCAUGGUAUCCAAGGAUCAUUUGUGACUAAUGGUGAUGAAUACUUCAUUCAACCCAAGCAGCAUGGUGAUGAUACCAACCAAGGGACUCUAACGCAGGUGCACAUCAUCAAAAGGAGAGUUUUCCCCGUCGCAACACACGUUUUAAAAGCCGUGUUUGACCAAACUGGAGAUGCUAUACCGCCUAUAUCACACAGGUACACUUCGCCUCAGGGAGACAUGGAUGCCAAGACCAUUCAACGACAGAAACGUUUUGUAUCGUCUGCCAGGUACAUCGAAACCCUUGUGGUAGCUGACUCGACUAUGACGAGUUUCUACGGGGAUGAAAUCAAGCACUACCUGCUGACCAUCAUGGCGAUGGCGGCCCAGAUCUACAGCCACCCGAGCCUGAAGAACGCUGUGAGCCUGGUGGUGGUGCGCAUGCUGCUGGUGGAGGACGAGGCCGAGGGGCCCGACGUCUCGCGCAACGGCGGCGUCUCCCUGCGCAACUUCUGCAACUGGCAGCAGCUGUUCAACCCCGCCAGCCAGAGGCACCCGCAGCACUACGACACCGCCAUCCUCUUCACACGAAUGGAUAUUUGCGGAACCCAGUGUGACACCCUUGGUGUAGCAGACGUCGGCACCAUGUGUGACCCGAAAAGAAGCUGCUCGGUGAUCGAGGACAAUGGCCUUCAGGCAGCCUUCACAGUGGCCCACGAGCUCGGGCACGUGCUCAGCAUGCCGCAUGACGAUUCCAGGAACUGUGAGAAGUGGUUUGGGCAGCUGGACGGACACCACAUGAUGGCACCAAAGUUUGUCCACCUCAACAAGACUUUCCCAUGGUCACCUUGCAGCGCUCAAUACAUCACCGAAUUCUUUGACAAUGGCCAUGGUGACUGUUUGCUGGAUCCGCCAGAGCAGACAAUCCCCUUGCCGGCAGAGCCCCCGGGCCAUGUGUACAGUCUGGACCGCCAGUGUCAGCAGGUCUUUGGCGAGGACUUUGGCCACUGCCCAGACGCCCAAGAGGUCUGCACGCAGCUGUGGUGCCGGGAGGAGGGUCAGAUGCAGUGCACCACCCGCAACGGCAGCCUCCCCUGGGCCGACGGCACGCCGUGCCGGGAGGCCGGACUCUGCCUGCGCGGCGCCUGCGUCAACAGCACAGAGGAAAGGCUAGAGGUGCCGGUGGAUGGAGGCUGGGGCGAGUGGGGCGUGUGGGGUCCCUGCUCCCGUAGCUGUGGCGGUGGGGUGCAGUUCUCCCGGCGCGAGUGCACUGAUCCAGAGCCUCAGCACGGAGGGGCCUACUGCAUGGGCCAGAGAGUCAAAUACCAAUCCUGCAAUAUCCAGACCUGCCAGGGGGAGAACGGGAAAAGUUUCAGGGAGGAACAGUGCGAGAGGUAUAACACCAACCGGUAUUUGGACGUGCACGGGAACAUCAAGCAGUGGAUUCCAAAAUAUGCUGGCGUCUCCCCGCGCGACAGAUGUAAGCUCUUCUGCAGAACCAAGGGGAGCAGCGAAUUCAAAGUCUUCGAAGCAAAGGUCAUCGAUGGCACCACGUGUGGUCCAGACACCACAUCCAUCUGUGUCCAGGGCCAGUGCAUCAAGGCUGGCUGUGACCAGCUCAUUGGCUCCAAUCAGAGGUUUGACAAGUGCGGCGUCUGCGGUGGUGAUAGUUCCACCUGCCGAAAAAUCUCUGGAUCGCUGAAUAAAGCUACGUUCGGCUACAACGACAUCGUCACCAUACCCGCCGGUGCCACCAACAUCGACAUCAAGCAGCGCAGCCACCGCGGCAUCAAGCACGACGGCAACUACCUGGCCAUGAAGCGCGGCGACGGCCAGUACAUCCUGAACGGCAACUUCUCCGUGUCCACGGCGGAGCAAUUCAUCCCUGUGCCGGGGGCCACGCUGCGCUACAGUGGCUCCUCCACCACACUGGAGAGGAUCCUGAGCUUCCAGAAGCUGCAGCUGGCCGUCACGGCACAGGUCCUGUCCACGGCGGGCGACGAGUCCCCUCCCCGGAUCAAGUACACCUUCUUCCUCCCCAGGGACGUCCCCUUCGCCAAGCCCAGCGGUGGCAUGGAUCGGGUGUCGCCGCAUGCCCUGCUGCCAUUCGGGGGCGAUGAGUGGGUGCUGGGCGAGUGGUCCGAGUGCUCCAAGACCUGCGGCUCCGGCUGGUCCCGACGGAGCGUGGAGUGCAAGGACGGGGCCGGAUCGCCGUCCUACUUCUGCGACAUGGACCUGCGACCUGCGGACAUCCGGCCCUGCGGUGACUUGCCGUGCCCCGUGUGGCAGAUGGGCCCGUGGUCAGCCUGCUCGCGGACGUGCGGGCCCGGGGAGCGCCGCCGAAGCGUCCUCUGCUUGGACUAUACCGGCAAGCCGGUGGAGCCGGAGAAGUGUAACCAGGACAAGAGGCCCCAGGCCGUGUCAGGAGAGUGCUUCUACCAGGACUGCUGAGGCCGCAUGUGGGACUAUGUGUGUGUGUGCAAUUAUGAGUGUGCUAGAGUGCGAGAGGGAGAGAAGGAGAGAUAGAGUGGAUUGGUGUGUCAAAUAGCUAAUAACAGUGAGCGACUAUUUCUCCUCUCCUUCCAACUUCCUGACUGCGCUGUACAGAUGAGCAGGGAAAGCAUAG